Molecule: messenger RNA, 9968 nt
Organism: Oryctolagus cuniculus (rabbit)
Lineage: Eukaryota; Metazoa; Chordata; Mammalia; Lagomorpha; Leporidae
Source: RefSeq, a predicted model, not a curated record
GUACUCUGAGACAGAAGACUCAGUUAACCCAUACCUGGACCCCAAACAAAAUCUAUGAUAUAUGUAUAUAUCAUAGUGUGUGUGUUGCCAGGCUGUGGGCAGCCUCUUAUUCUGAGGGUGGUCACUAGGCAACAACAUCAGAAAAAGAGGAACCACAAUCUCAUAGAUUUGCUUCUCUGUGUUUUUGAGUAAUCUUAUGAUCAUUCUUUUGGAUUCCUUUUCGUGUAUUUCAUCAAUCUCUUUGUCUUCACAUUCUAAUAUUGAAGUGUUGUUGUGUUCCUUUUGGGGAAUCACAUUGUCUCCCUUGUUCAUGUUUCUUGUAUCUCUACAUUUGUUUGUAGGCAUCUGUGGAAUCACUUGCUGGUUUUCUCCUUUGAGGACUUUUAUCUUGAAAUAUGCCUCUAUAGCUUAGUGGAAGGCCUUCAACACAUAUCCAGAGGUGGAUCCUGGGGCUAGGGAACUCUGGAUAGUGUUCAAGGUUCAAGGGUGGAAUAAGUCCAGAGUGACACCAAAGUUGGGCAUAGUAGAUCUACUCUAUCAUCAGCAGGGAGGAAGGUAUGUUAGAGGAGACAUAGGCUGGUAUAUUCACAGCCUUAGCCCCUCUCUGCCAAGGCAAUCCAGCUGCCUAGGGUGAGCCCACAGUGCCUGCACACCUCACCCACUGAGGGGCAUGAACCACACAAAGGAUCUAUGCACUCUCAGUGUGAACAUUGAGCUGUCUGCAAUGAUUCACACAGCAAUCAAGGAACUCUGAUACUGUGAAACCAAACCCAUUGAUUGCCCCAAGACCCAGCCACACCCAAUACCCUAUCACACAGUCACAUGCUGCCCUCAGUCACAGGCCAGAGGGCUCUCACAGUCACAGGAGCAGGGGAUCCACUCUCAGCACUAUGAGCCUCGAGGAGGGUCGUGGCUUUCGUGAAGCCGGCUGCCCACUGGACAGAGGUCAGUCUGUGUUCUACCUUGGAAAAUUUGAGUCAGACAGCUUGAUAGGAUGAAGGGAGGGAGGAGAACAAUGUGCCCUUGCAUCACAGAUCUAAGUGGGCACCCGAACCCUACCAACCCUAAAGCCAGAAUCAAAGUCAGUAGGGACCAUGGAUUUAUCUCUUCAAUAAAAUCCCCCAGUCACACACAGGCUACGGCAGCCUCUAUUCACCUUAUUAAGAUGGUACUUCCUGCUGUUUGCUGGGCACUUUGGUGGGGGGAAGGGUGGAAAACAGGUUAGGUGGGCAUCCCUUCCCCUACUUAUGCUUCACAUUCAAAGUCAGGGGAGACGAGAGUCUCUCCCUCAGGCAAUAUCAACAAUGACAUGGGCUGCCAUAGGUUCCUCUUACCUUGCUCCAAGAAGAUGGCAGUUUUACCACAAAGGGCUAUGGGAGUUGCCAGUGGUGUCCUACAUGUUGCUGUGUGAUUGUACUGUCUCCACAGUCUUUCCCUGUGCUUUUGGUAUCUUCCCAUGGUCAAAAUCAACAUGUAUUUUCCCUAUUCAGCUAUCUUGGAACUUCUCCAAAAUUUCUCUAUUUUUUUUUUACCUUUUUAAAAAUUCACUUAUUUAUUUGAAAGGCAGAGUUACAGAGAUGAAGAGGCAGAGACAAAGAGAAAAUUUUCCAUCCACUGGUUUACUCCCCAAAUGGCCACUACUACCAGAUCUACACCAAUCCGAAGCCAGGAGCUUCCUCUGGGUCUCCCACAUGGGUGCAGGGGCCCAAGCACUUGGGCCAUCCUCCACUGCCUUCCUGGGCCAUAGCAGAGAGCUGACUGGAAGAGGAGCAACCAGGACUAGAACCCAAUGUCCAUAUGGGAUGCCGGCGCUGCAGGCGGAGGAUUAACCAAUCAUGGACACAGGAGGAUGCAACCCCGAUGGACCUCCAUGGCGAGAUAAAAAGAGGCAAGAUCUCCAAGAGAUGCUGAGAGAAGCUGGACUGGCUAUUGAGUACUGGUUGCCAAAGCUGCAGGAACACUUAGGUGUGACCUGUGCCCAGGCCUUGCAACACCUUGAUGAAGAGGACCUCCAGAAGCUGAAAUCCCAGGUACAACAUCCAUGGGAGAAAAGGGCCCUGGAGAAACUGCUGGAACUGUCACAGUCUGGUCUUUCAGAGUCAAAGCAGUCUCCUGUGGAGCUGAUAAACCAAAAGCAGAUGCAGGCACAACAGGCCCUGCAGGGACUGAGAGACUUGCUGUCAGAAGGUAGGCAGAGACAGGAAGAGGCAGUGAGGAGAAGGGAAGCAGAGCUGAGGCAAGCAAUGGAGAUCCCUGAGGAGUACUGGCCACCACCUGAAAAGCCCCUUCAGGAAGUCAUGGAAAACUUGCAGAGACAACUGAAGGUCACAGAAGGGACACUGUCCCACAGGCAAAACCUCCCAGAUAGAGAUCUGGUGAAACGGGCAUCUGGAGGGCUGGCCCUGCAGGGAAUUUUCAAAACCAGCCACCAAAGGGACCUGCUGGAGAAGAGGGAGGAACUACUCAGUUUGCCUGAGGAAUUCUCACUCCUUGGCCCUGAGCAGAGCACACGGAUGGAAACAAAAGAAUUCACCUCUUCUCAAGCAGAGUCCAUGUUCACUCAGAGUAUAGAGAAGCUGGGCUUUAGUUUAACUACCUCAAUCAAGGGUGGAGGCUGGGGAUUCAGUCUAGAAACUGAUAUACAUCACAGUACAAGUUCAGAAUCCAAAGAAACCCAACAGUCACAAUCUGAGCACACUUAUUUCUGUUCAACCAAGUUCAGCUACAUCCCUCUCGCUUCUUGCUACUUUUCCCUGGAUCAUCUCCAGUUAUCCAAGGCAGCUCUACAUGAGUUGAAAUGCAUUGAAGACCUGCAGGGUGAGAACCCAGGCCCAGACAGACCUUCCAAGCUGAGGCACAAAAUUGAAAACUUUUUCCACAGGUUUGGCUCUCAUGCUAACCAAGGUCCUCUGCACCUGGGAGGAAUCUUCUGGUGGAAGGCCAUUUCAGAAGGGUUCCAGAAGCAGCAACUGGCAGAUGUGAAACAGCUAUCAGCACAGGCUCUGGAUACUUACAUGAGGGGAAGCUACAGUGGCUCUAUAGUGAAUAUUGCUGCAGGUGGGGAUGUGUCAGGCUCUCAUUCAAAAACAGACACUCACAGAAAAAUUUUCCAAAACCUCAAAACCAAAGUGCAAUUGUCUGUAGCCCAGACAGGUGGCCCACCAGAAGCAGAUGGUCUUUUCCAGUGGAAAGCUGGCCUUGUUGCCAGCAAUCAAACCUGGUGUGUCAUUGAUCGGGGACUUCAACUAGUACCAAUUUGGGAAAUGAUCCUCAUUAGACAUAGAAGUGAUUUUAAGGAUGCUCUUCAUGUGGCUAACUGCCUGAAAAACACCUACACUGCUAUGUUGAGCCUCAAUGCCAAGAGGCAGGGUAAAGAGGAAUUACUGAGUGCUGGAAAGGAGGCUAGGGAUUUUCUAGAGGAUGUGAAGUCCUGGGAGGUAUCUGAUCCUGAAGAGCAACUCAAAAAAUUAGUAAAUGCCAUGCAAAUGUCAAGUGAAAAAUCAAAUGGUUAUGACACAUGGAUUAAUAUAUAUCUCACAGAUGUGCAUCUACAAAAUUUUAUAGUAAAUAUUAUCAACUUUUGCAAGAAAUCUUCUAUUUAUAAUACAAAUUUCAUUAAAUCUCAAUUACGCAGUCUUCUAGAUCCUCACAUCUACAAAGUUACAAACUUUCCUCAAGUUCACUCCAUCAUACAUUGGAUCUUCAAGUCAGAGACAGAUCCAGAGCAAAUCUGUAUCUCCCAAUUUUCUGAAUUGAUUAACAUAUUUAGAGAAAACUACAACAAACUCCUGGAAAUGAAAGUGAAAUCUGAGUCCCCAGAAAACAUGGAAGAAGCUCAAAAAAAAGCAACUUAUGAAAUCACCUCGGCUCUCAGCUGCUUCUUAAACUACCUCCAAGAAGCAAGACAGAGAGAUACACAGCUCUUGAUAAUCUCCAUUGCCACUGGUGCAGGAUAUCAUGUGCUGAGCAAUACUUUUCAGUAUUUACUGGGAUGUGAUGAGUUAAAGUUCCUCCUGAAUGAAAUGCAAACAGCUCAAAGUAAAUACCAAGAGCUCAAACAGAUCUGCAACUUCAGGGCCCAUGCAUUCCUGGUGCUCACCAGUCUGACAGCCACAGCUGGAGUCACAGCUAUUUCUCCAGAAGAAAAAAAACAAUGCCUGGCAUUAGUGAAACAAUACCUAGGACAAUCAUUGUCUGAAGAGGUGGCACAUGUCCUCACCAAAGUUGAAGCAGAUCAUGACUGGGAACGCCUAGAAGAAAACCUGAGAUUGCUCAUUGAUGGGGAUUAUGAAGCCACAAAGCCAACUUUGCAAAUGGAUGACAUGAGAAAACAAUUGGAAAACAUCUUUUGUGAGAAGAAACCACCUCAUGAACCAUAUGAUAAUGACAAUAAUCAAUGGGAAAUAAUGGAAAACAGACCCUUCCUAGACUUACUCCAACAGCUAGGCCUAGACCAUUACUAUCCAAAAAGGAUGAGCAAAGCUAACUUUCAUCAGAUCUACAACACUUCUGUGUACAACACCCAGCCCAGCUCUGAACAGGACCUUCCUUUUUAUUUCCUGCAGAAGCUGCUGAUGCUGGAUUAUGGCCUGAGAUAUUUGGGCUUCAUGAAUGAUGCAGACACAGAUCACCAGGUUGACUCAGGAUCUUCCAAUCAAGAAAAUGAGGAUGUAGAUCCAUAUAAAGAAUUGUUUGAAGGCACUCCUAGACCCACUAAGACUUCAAGUACUGAAAUAAGGCCCAACAUUCACCCAAUGGAUAUUCAGAUGGCAAUUUUUCACUGUGCAGAUGAUUUUGCCAGGCAAUAUAUUUUAACCAAGCUUUCCAUUUGUCAAUUUGCCCUCCCCCUUCUGGUGCCAAAUCCGUGCACUUCUCAAAUUGAAUUCUCCCUCUGGUCUCUCAGGCAAAUCAGGAGAAGUUGGCAGCAAGUCAGCAAAUCACCAGAUAGGAAGAAGAACAAUUACAAGAAUCAGCAGAUGUGUUGUGUCUCUACCUCCAUUGUGUCCUUCAUUAGAGUUGGAAAUGGCUUAUCUGCUUCCAAAUCUCAGAUCAUGAACUGCAUUCUAAGUAAACAUAAACAUGAUGUGUUUUUUCACCGCCACUGCACAGGAAGUACAAAAGACUGUCUCUUGAUGGGGGGUGUGGUGGAAAUCUGCUGGUUCUGUCCUGGGGUGGGGAAUGAGAACAGAUUUGACAACUGUGUGACCUUCACCAAUCUUCAUGGAGAUGCAAAGGAACACCCGCAGCAGCUCAGCUUCCUGCAGGAAAUCUCUUCUCUCAUUGUGGUCCUCAUGUCUGUUUCUGAUGACAAUGAAGAAAAUCGGAAGAUUGUCCGUUAUCUAUACAAGUCAUCAAGGCCCUUGAUCUUCUUGCUUGAUGACAAAGAAAAAACCAUGGCCAAAAACCCUGGUCAAAAAGUGAGUAUUGGCAUCAGGAACAGAAAUGAGGCAGAAUUGACAGAGGAGAUCACAACUGCUAUCCGACGUUUGUUACAACCCGUUACCACUGCUCUCAGCUUAGAGGACUGUUCCCAAAUUGCUCGCAAGCAAGGAUUCCUUAUUGACGAAGACCAGAGAGACUGCAAGGAAGCCAAACAAAAGGCACAGACGACACUGGAACACCUGUCAGCAAUGAAGUUACCUCAGAUUAAGGAAAACGUACUGCCCCUUCAAGGACAUCUGUGGCAACUUUGGUGUAAGAAGGACAAAGAACUCUACCAUCUGAGAGAGAAGGGGAAUCGGAGCAUUGAACAACACAAGAGUGACAUUGAAACCGAGAAACAACAAAUAAGGCAAGAUCAAUUGAAGAGGGCAUUUCCCCUCAAUGCUUUCAUGCAAUCUGUCCUUGACAUUCUCCAAGAACAUACAGGAACUCAGACCAAACUCUUCUUCUUACAGUGGCUGAAUAUGUUUUUGGAAACUUUGACUGCAGGACACUUAGAAAAACUGUGUGAGAGACAAAGAUCACUGUGGUUUCAGCCACAAACAGAAAAAAAGAUGUCCAACAGUAACUCUCCAAGUGACUUGCAAAAUGCAAUAGAAGUCAUUUCCAAAGAGAUUAGUAAUUGUACGCUGGGAAUUGAUCAAAUACUCAGAGAGGUUGGCCAGAUCUAUGAAGCUCUGGAAGAAGUUUCUAACACAAGGGAUACUCUCUUUCUCCACCUUCCACAAAUUGCUGCAGAUCUGAUGAUAAAUGGUGUUCCCAUUGAGCUGAUGGAUGGGGAUGCUUCCUAUGUGCCUCUAAAGUGGGUGACAGCUGUUUUUGACAAGCUUGCUGAGAAACUUGGAGACAAAAGGCUGUUUGUUCUCUCUAUCCUUGGCCUGCAGAGCUCAGGGAAGUCCACUCUGCUGAAUGCACUUUUUGGGCUGCAGUUCACAGUCAGUGCAGGCAGGUGUACACGGGGAGCCUACAUGCAGCUCCUGAAGGUGGAGGAGAAAAUCACAGGGGAACUUGGCUUUGACUUUGUGCUUGUGGUGGACACUGAAGGCCUCCGGGCACCAGAGUUCAGCAAUAAAUCCCAGAUCCGAGACAAUGAGCUGGCAACCUUUGUCAUUGGACUAGGAAACUUGACUCUGAUCAAUAUUUUUGGAGAGAAUCCGUCAGAGAUGCAGGAUAUCCUACAAAUAGUUGUCCAAGCCUUUCUGAGGAUGAAACAGGUGAAAAUCUCACCAAGUUGCCUGUUUGUCCAUCAGAAUGUGGAGGAAGUUACAGCUGAAGAUCAAAUGAUGGAGGGACGAAGGCGAAUGCAGCAGAGACUAGAUGAAAUGGCAAAAUUAGCAGCAGAACAAGAACAGUGCUCAGACAUAAACCGCUUCAGUGAUGUCAUUAAGUUUGAUGUCAACACUCACGUGUACUAUUUUGCUCACCUCUGGGAUGGCGAUCCCCCCAUGGCUCCUCCUAAUCCUCGCUACAGCCACAAUGUCCAGGAACUAAAAAGCACAAUUCUUACGACUGCCAAAGAGGAAUCCGAGGGAAACAUCAUGAAGAUAUCAGAUGUAAAAUUCCGUAUUCAAGAUUUGUGGAGAGCUCUGGUGAGUGAGAACUUUAUUUUCAGUUUUAGAAACACCAGGGAGGUCAUGGCUAUGAGCAAACUGGAAACUAUGUAUAACCACUGGACCUGGCAACUGAGGAGUCAUGUGCUGAACUUGCAGAACCAACUCAGAAAACAGAUCGAGAAUGGAAAAAUCCAGACACUCACAACUAACAUAAUACAGGCUCCAGUUAUAGAAAAAUAUGAAGACAUCAAGCAAGAAUUUGAAAAGUUUUUUUGUGAAGAUCCAGAGCGUGAAAUACUGAUUCAAUGGAAAGUAAAUUUUGAACAUAAGCUCACUAUGCUUAAAGAGACACUUAUUUCAGAGAGCCAAAGCAAAGCUAAUGAACUUAUCAGUUUAAAAGAGCGUCAAGAAAGGCUGAAUAAGAAAAUGAUAAAUUAUGAAAGAGAACUAUUGGAAAAGAGCAGGAAAUUGGCUUUAGAUAUAAAGGAUAAAGAGUUAAGUGAGAGAGAGUUACAGGAGAAAUUUAAUCAACUAUGGGUAAAAUGGGUCUAUGAUGUGCCCUCCAGCAACAAUCAAGUCAAAGAACCUACCAUUGAUUGGGACUUUGAAAGUAUACUUUUAGAUCAUUUUUCAAAAGAGACCAAUUUGGUGCAAGCACUGAUGAAAAAUCCUAGAAAGAAGUUUGAAAUCAAUUAUGAUGAACAUGUCAAAAUGAGUAAGAGAUACUACUUUUUCACAAAGCAUUUAGAGGCCCAUGAUAGAGAGUCAAUAAAAAUGACUCACACACUUAUCAUUAAAAAAUUUAAUGCAAUUAUUAAGAAAUAUUGGAGGGAACAUAGUGAUUAUGAUCCAAGUUAUUUCCAUGAAAUACUGAAGCUAGUAGAUGAUGAAGUGAAAAAGGGAACUACAGAGGAAAGAUACACAUUUACAAGCAAAUAUAUCAUUGAAUUAACUUUGUGCUUAUUCAAAAGAGCAUCAGAGGAAUUUAAGGAAAUACACAAGGCAUUUAAGAGAGCCAAUGAUCCUGUGUACUAUCUAGAAUGUAGGAAAGAUAAUUUCUUCAUGAGUUUUAAAAUCUCCUGCCAAGGAGCAACUUCCAUCACAACAUUUGUUGAUUUUCUGUGGAACAAGCUAACUCCAAGUGUUGGCAGCUCCACACUGGAAAAUAUGAGCCUUAAAAUUGCUGGAGACAUGAGAAAUAAUUGCCCUGAAUUCAAUGGAAACAGAGCUAACUUAGAGAAACACAUUCUCAUCUCUCUGGCAGAGGAAGAAAACUUUGAAAAGUACUGGCAAUACCUUCAUGAUCCAGAAUCAUUUUUUAGGAGUUACAUUGAAACUGAAAUCAUAAAAUACUGUUCAGGAAUAGGGAGAAAAAAAAUAAAGACUCUUUUAAAAAUAAGUUUAGAAGACAUCAAGAAUGCCCUCCUUUGUUCCAUUCACGAAUCCACAGCAGAAGCUAAAGACAAAAACAGCACCACAUCUGAGUGGCUGGAUCUGUUCUGUGGUCUCCUGGAGAGCAAACUGAUGUUUCCACGAAGUGACUUGAUAAGCAUUGAACACCAGGAGAUUAAAGACAUGGAAUUUCUCAAGGAAGCCAUGAGUGCAGCUUUGGAUCCUGCAAUGAAGAAAAUAGAAGAAGAAUUUUUGAGGAUGCCUGGAGAAGGACUGGUUCCUCCAAUUGAGGAAAUACUCUCUGAACACCUCUGUGGCUGCUGGAAACAAUGUCCCUGCUGUGGAGCAAUCUGUACAAACACAAUUCCUACUCAUGAGGGAGACCACAGUGUUCCCUUCCACCGUCCUCAGGCACUCAAGGAAGUUACAUGGGAUGAAACAGACAACUUUGUCAUUGAUUGCUGUACUAGUUUGGUGUCAAGUGAUUGCUUAUUAGUUCUCGGUGAUGGCCGGAAAAUCCCAUACAAGACCUAUAGAGAAGCAGGAGGGGAAUAUGCCACAUGGAACAUCACUCCAGAUUCAUCCACACAGCCCUAUUGGAAAUGGUUUGUCUCUCACUUCAGAUCAAAUCUAGAAGAAAAAUAUGGGAAAAAAUUUACAAGUAAAGGUAAAAUCCCUGAUGCCUGGGCCAAAAUCACAAAGCAGGCUGUGCUUGAUGAUUUGAAAAAAAUGUGGCACUUAGUGGCCACAAAAUAGCCUCAGGUCAGGGGGCUGCUGGGCCUGUAAAGCCUCUACCUGCAGUGCUGGCAUCCCAUUUGGGCGUCGAUUCAAGUCUUGGCUGCUCCACUUCUGAUCCAGGUCUCUUCUAUGGCCUAGGAAAGCAGUACAAGAUCGCCAAUGUGCUUGGGCCCCUGCACUCAUGUGGGAGACCUGGAAGAAGCUCCUGGCUUCAGAUCGGUGCAGCUCAGCUAUUGUGACCAUCUGCAGAGUGAACCAGAGGAUGGAAGAUCUCUCUCUCUCUCUCUCUCUGCAUCUGUUAUGCUGCUUUUCAAAUAAAUAAAUAAAGCUUUUAAAAAAGAGCCUCAGGUCUUAACAAAAGAAUCACAGUACCUGAACAACCCUAACACACUUCCUCCUCACAGUGAGAACCUCCAUACUGCCCUUUAAAAAACAAAACAUACAAACACAAGACCAUUAUCUGUUCACGAGUUGAAGACUUCAUGUGAAAGAGCAUUUCUCUCUUGGGGCCUGCGCUGUGUCACAGCAGGUUAAUGCCCUGGCCUGAAGGACAGGCAUCCCAUAUGGGCGCAGGUUCUAGUCCCGGCUGCUCCUCUUCCGAUCCAGCUCUCUGCUAUGGCCUGAGAAAGCAGUAGAAAAUGGCCCAAGUCCUUGAGCCCCUUCACCCACGUGGGGAAACCAGAAGAAGCUGCUGUCUCCUGGCUUCGGAUUGGCACAGCUCUGGUCGUUGCGGCCAGUUGGAGAGUGAACCAUUGGAUAGAAGAAGUCUCUCUCUCUCUCUAUCUCUGCCUUUCCUCUGUCUGUGUAACUCAGACUUUCAAAUAAAUCUUUAAAAAAAAAGAA